CAACGCUUAAAUCCCACUUGCUUUUUCACCUCUAUAUAAACAACCCCAUAAUCCUCCAAUAAUCACCCAAGAACUAGAAAAAUGGUACGUAUAACGCCGCCGUGCACUCCAGAACGCAACUCCGGCGGUGGUGGCGGAAGCUCGUUCAAGAAACUAUCCAUACCGGUAAUACAACCCUUCACUUCUUUUUGGUCUCUAUGCGCGAAACAUGUCAGCCGGGCCGCCAAGAAGAUGGCUUCCGGUUCGCCAAAAUCGCCGUUGCCUAAGACGAAGCAUCUUCUAAUGACUGUGAGCAACAAGGCGAUGAAAUUCCGGCGCAAGAAAAAUACCGGCGACAAGUUUGGUGGAGAUGAUGAUGAUAUUUCGUUCGGAGAUGAAGGGCUGUGGCAGAGGGCUAUAUUGAUGGGAGAUAAAUGUGAGCCGUUGAAUUUUUCCGGUGUAAUUUAUUAUGAUUGCGAUGGAAAAAAGUUGCCGGAGCCUCCCGGAAAAUCACCUCGUGCUAGUCCUCUGCCGAGAUAUGCUUACGUGUCGCCGGAUAAGUGAGAGAAAAUGAAUAGGUGAUAGGGUCAGUGGGUCACCUCUGGGUGUUGUAUUGAGGUCACAAUUUUUGAUGUCUGUAAUCUUCAUCUUUAUUACUGUGAUUUUGUUAAUUACGUUAAUCUUUAACUUUAAAUAAGAUUAAUAUGCCCGUCUCGUCAUGGAACGAUUAUGGAA
Messenger RNA from Olea europaea var. sylvestris, 714 nucleotides. RefSeq lists its product as uncharacterized. The coding region runs from base 82 to 543 and encodes 153 amino acids. The transcript has a single exon. Lineage: Eukaryota; Viridiplantae; Streptophyta; Magnoliopsida; Lamiales; Oleaceae. The record is from RefSeq and is a predicted model, not a curated record.